GCAGCCAGAGUCAGAGCAGCGAUAGCUCCGUGUUUCCAGAACAGGAGCCGUGACACCGGCAGCAGCUCAGUGCGGGGCACCUGUGUGGAGCAGGAGCGGCAGGACGAGAGGGUGGGGUUUGUGCCAGCCACUCUCUGAGCCAGAGAAGGAAGGGGCGCCUCCCAGUUGGGAUUCCACUGCUCAGUAUCAUCUCCGGCUGGCAGGAGAGGUGGCACUGAGCUGGGAAUACUGGUGGGAGACAUGUGCAGGCCCAGCUAGAGGGCUCAGGGCAUGUAACCAUUGGGCCAAAGUGUAGAGAAGCAGCUACAGCGGUGUCUGGGACCAUGACAGCCCCUCGCCUGGAUUUUGGGCAGGUGGAAAGUUUCCUGGACAGGCACCCAGAGUUGUUUGAAGAUUACCUGAUGCGGAAGGGGAAGCAGGAGAUGGUGGAGAAGUGGCUGCAGAGGCACGGUCAUGGUCAGGGGGCUUUAGGCCACAGGCCCGCUCUGGCUGGCACCAGCAGCUUGGCUCAUGGAGGUGGCAGAGGCAGCAGCAUCGUUGGUGGUGGCACUGGACCAAGCGACUCUGCCAACAACCAGCCUACUCCUGGUGGCGGGGACCGUAGUGGGGUUCCUUUGAGUCCCAGCUGGGCCAGUAGCUGCGGGGGUGACGGGAGCCUGCAGCGGAGAGCUUCUCAGAAAGAGCUAAGGAAGAGUUUUGCUCGCUCCAAGGCCAUCCAUGUGAACAGGACCUACGAUGAACAGGUGACCUCCCGGGCCCAAGAGCCCCUGAGCAGUGUGCGGCGGAGGGCACUCCUCCGGAAGGCGAGCUCUCUACCCCCCACCACAGCCCACAUUCUCAGUGCCCUACUGGAAUCAAGGGUGAAUCUGCCUCAGUACCCCCCUACGGCCAUCGAUUACAAGUGCCAUCUCAAAAAGCACAAUGAGCGUCAGUUCUUCCUGGAACUGGUCAAGGAUAUCUCCAAUGACCUUGACCUCACCAGCCUGAGCUACAAGAUCCUCAUCUUUGUCUGCCUUAUGGUGGACGCUGACCGCUGCUCUCUCUUCUUGGUGGAAGGGGCAGCUGCUGGCAAGAAGAGCUUGGUCUCCAAAUUCUUUGAUGUGCAUGCAGGAACCCCACUGCUGCCCUGCAGCAGCACAGAGAACUCAAAUGAGGUGCAGGUCCCCUGGGGCAAAGGCAUCAUUGGCUAUGUCGGGGAGCAUGGAGAAACGGUCAACAUUCCUGAUGCCUACCAGGAUCGAAGAUUCAAUGAUGAAAUUGACAAGCUAACUGGAUACAAGACAAAAUCACUAUUGUGCAUGCCUAUCCGAAGCAGUGACGGCGAGAUUAUUGGUGUGGCUCAAGCGAUAAAUAAGAUUCCUGAAGGUACUCCAUUUACUGAAGAUGAUGAAAAAGUUAUGCAGAUGUACCUUCCUUUUUGUGGAAUCGCCAUAUCCAACGCUCAACUCUUUGCUGCCUCAAGGAAAGAAUAUGAAAGAAGCAGGGCUUUACUAGAGGUGGUUAAUGACCUCUUUGAAGAGCAGACUGACCUGGAGAAAAUUGUCAAGAAAAUAAUGCAUCGGGCCCAGACUCUGCUGAAAUGUGAACGCUGUUCUGUUUUACUCCUAGAGGACAUUGAAUCACCAGUGGUGAAGUUUACCAAAUCCUUUGAAUUGAUGUCCCCAAAGUGCAGCGCCGAUACUGAGAACAGUUUCAAAGAAAGCAUGGAGAAAUCAUCAUACUCGGACUGGCUAAUAAAUAACAGUGUGGCUGAGCUGGUUGCUUCUACGGGCCUCCCAGUGAACAUCAGUGACGCCUACCAGGAUCCUCGCUUUGAUGCUGAGGCUGACCAGAUAUCUGGUUUUCACAUAAGAUCUGUUCUCUGCGUCCCUAUUUGGAAUAGCAACCACCAAAUAAUCGGGGUGGCUCAAGUGUUAAAUAGACUGGAUGGAAAACCUUUUGAUGAUGCAGAUCAGCGACUUUUUGAGGCUUUUGUCAUCUUUUGUGGCCUUGGCAUCAACAACACAAUUAUGUAUGAUCAAGUGAAGAAGUCCUGGGCCAAGCAGUCUGUGGCUCUUGAUGUGCUGUCCUACCAUGCGACAUGUUCAAAAGCUGAAGUUGACAAGUUUAAGGCAGCCAACAUCCCUCUGGUGUCAGAACUUGCCAUCGAUGACAUACAUUUUGAUGACUUUUCUCUUGAUGUUGACGCCAUGAUCACUGCUGCUCUCCGGAUGUUCAUGGAGCUGGGGAUGGUACAGAAAUUUAAAAUUGACUAUGAGACUCUGUGUAGGUGGCUUUUGACAGUGAGGAAAAACUAUCGCAUGGUUCUGUACCACAACUGGAGACAUGCCUUCAACGUGUGCCAACUGAUGUUCGCAAUGUUAACUACUGCUGGGUUUCAAAAGAUUCUGACCGAGGUGGAAAUUUUAGCGGUGAUUGUGGGCUGCCUGUGUCACGACCUCGACCACAGGGGAACCAACAAUGCCUUCCAAGCUAAGAGCGGCUCUGCCCUGGCCCAGCUCUAUGGAACCUCUGCUACCCUAGAGCAUCACCAUUUUAACCACGCAGUGAUGAUCCUUCAAAGUGAGGGUCACAACAUCUUUGCUAAUUUGUCCUCCAAGGAAUAUAGUGACCUUAUGCAGCUUCUGAAGCAGUCAAUAUUGGCAACAGACCUCACGCUGUACUUUGAGAGGAGAACUGAAUUCUUCGAACUUGUCAGUAAAGGUGAAUAUGAUUGGAAUAUCAAAAACCAUCGUGAUAUAUUUCGAUCAAUGUUAAUGACAGCCUGUGACCUUGGAGCCGUGACCAAGCCGUGGGAGAUCUCAAGACAGGUGGCUGAACUUGUAACCAGUGAGUUCUUUGAACAAGGAGAUCGGGAGAGAUCAGAACUCAAACUCACUCCUUCAGCUAUUUUUGAUCGGAACCGGAAAGAUGAACUGCCUCGAUUGCAAUUGGAAUGGAUUGAUAGCAUCUGCACGCCUUUGUAUCAGGCAUUGGUGAAGGUCAAUGCGAAACUAAAGCCGAUGCUCGAUUCAGUGGCUGUGAAUAGAAGUAAGUGGGAAGAGCUGCACCAGAAAAGGCUGGUGGCCUCGGCUGCCUCGCCCUCUACUGCCAGCCUUACGGUGGCUACGCAGGACAGAAAGUAAACCGCCCGGCCAGCUGCUGCUGCAAGACAACUGUGGCCUGAAGGGCCAGCUUCACUCCAGCCACAUCAUCCUUUUGUCCCUUUCUGCUCAGACAGACGUAAGGCCUUGGGGAUGCGCUGUGAAGCAUGUCUACACUUUGCUCUGAAGUAUGGUCAGCAGGGGAGAGAGCGACAAGAAGGACAAAGGAGGGGGCGUGGCAGAGUGCACAUCCCAGGACCCUCAGCCUUCCCUGAUGCUGGGCAAAGAACCCACAGGGGCUGAGACGAAGGCUCGAGGCAGAGGACAGUUGUAGAUGCAAGGAUCUGAGGCUAGCCAACCCUGCUUAUUCCAAGCUGAAGGAACACUGAACAGUGAUGGUGCCAUUAGCACUGCUUCAUUUUGUAUAUGGCUCUUCUGUUGUUGCAAGCCAUACACUGCCUGCCUUUG
Molecule: messenger RNA, 3551 nt
Organism: Trichechus manatus latirostris (Florida manatee)
Lineage: Eukaryota; Metazoa; Chordata; Mammalia; Sirenia; Trichechidae
Gene: PDE11A
Product: phosphodiesterase 11A
Exons: 20
Coding region: 324-3125 (933 amino acids)
Biological process (GO): signal transduction; negative regulation of receptor guanylyl cyclase signaling pathway
Molecular function (GO): protein binding; 3',5'-cGMP-stimulated cyclic-nucleotide phosphodiesterase activity
Source: RefSeq, a predicted model, not a curated record